AUGGCCACUUCCUCUGACAAGUCCCUCGUGCUGUACACCGCGCCUACGCCCAACGGAUAUGUACCCACUAUCCUCUUAGAGGAGUUCAAGGCUGUCUAUGGUGGUCCGGACUAUGAAGUCGUCAAAAUGAGCAUCAGGGAUGCCGAUAUUGGCAAAGUCCACAACCAGGUCAAGGCGGAUUGGUUCCUGAAGAUCAAUCCCAACGGCCGCAUCCCUGCGAUCACCCAUGAGGGCUUCCCCGUUUUCGAAACCUCUGCGGUCCUCGUCUACCUGGCUCAGCACUUUGACAAGGAAAACAAGUUCUCGCGCGACCCCGUCAAGGACCCGAAGGGCUACAGCGAGGAGCUGCAGUGGCUGUUCUUUUCUCACGGAGGGAUCGGUCCCAUGCAGGGCCAAGCUAACCACUUCAACGUUUUUGCGGCUGAGAAGAUCCCGUACGCCAUCAACCGCUACCUCACCGAGACGAAGCGUUUGUACGGUGUGCUCGAGGAGCGUCUCAAGGGUCGCGAGUACUUGGUAGGCACCUACGGCAUCGCGGAUAUCAAGACUUUCGGUUGGGCGCGCAUGGCGCACCGCACUGGCUUCGACAUCAACGAGUUCCCCAACGUCAAGGCCUGGGUCGAUCGCAUUGAGCAACGUCCUGCGGUCCAGGCUGGCAUCAGCCUCUCUUGA
This is a messenger RNA of Phanerochaete carnosa HHB-10118-sp, 672 nucleotides long. RefSeq lists its product as uncharacterized. NCBI's taxonomy places the organism in Eukaryota, Fungi, Basidiomycota, Agaricomycetes, Polyporales, Phanerochaetaceae. The transcript is spliced from 5 exons. The coding region runs from base 1 to 672 and encodes 223 amino acids. The record is from RefSeq and is a predicted model, not a curated record.